Molecule: messenger RNA, 930 nt
Organism: Talaromyces marneffei
Lineage: Eukaryota; Fungi; Ascomycota; Eurotiomycetes; Eurotiales; Trichocomaceae
Exons: 4
Coding region: 1-930 (309 amino acids)
Molecular function (GO): oxidoreductase activity, acting on the CH-OH group of donors, NAD or NADP as acceptor
Source: RefSeq, a predicted model, not a curated record
AUGGACGCACUAGCAACGGCCCAAACCUUGUUUUUUGAGUCUAUCCAGAAACUCCCCCCACCAGCCCAGAGCAUCCUCCUCUCAUCCACCACACGUAUUGUAUUGGCUGUCGUGCUCGCAUACGCACUCAUCAAAUCGUUCAAUCGCACCCUGUCCAGCUUCGUGCUCAACAACUGGACAUCCGACAAAUACGCCUGGUCCCGCGAAAUCGUCCUGUUGAUAGGCGGAUGUAGCGGAAUCGGGCAAAGCGUUGCACGCGAUCUAGCAUCAAGAGGCAUAAAAGUGAUUGUCGCCGAUAUCCAGGAGCCCGGCACUCCUCUCCCAAAAAAUAUAUUCUUCUACAAAUGCGACGUCACAUCCCCCUCCAGCAUCCACCAAGCCGCCACCCACAUCCGCGCUGACCACGGCGAUCCAACGGUGCUCAUCAACAACGCCGGUGUCGGCAAGGAAGGCACCAUCCUCGACAAACCCGAGGCCGUGAUCAGGCUCGUCCAUGUCAUCACCAUCGCGAGCGCGGGCAGCUUUUUGGGUCUGGGCGAAAUGACGGAUUAUAGUUGUAGUAAAGCCAGUGCGCUUGCCUUUCACGAGGGACUCACCCAGGAGAUAAGGCAUUGGUAUAAUGCGAAGAAAGUUCGCACUAGUAUCAUCCACCCAAUCUGGGUCAAAACACCCAUGCUCAAACCCAUCAUAGACUCCGGAUUGAAACUCAAACAACCCAUGUUCGAGGUCGAGGAUGUCUCAAAAGUCAUCGUCAAACAUAUACUGAGCGGGAACAGUGGACAAGUCGUUAUCCCCGACCGAAUUGGUGCGGCGAGCUACAUUCGCGCGUUGCCGAAUUGGACGCAGGAAUGGAUACGAGAUGAUAUCUCCUUGGAUUUGAAGAGGGUGAGGGAUUUUGUUGAGGCGAGGGAGAGGGGUAAACGUAUUUAA